Molecule: messenger RNA, 1014 nt
Organism: Trachymyrmex cornetzi
Lineage: Eukaryota; Metazoa; Arthropoda; Insecta; Hymenoptera; Formicidae
Gene: DNApol-gamma35
Product: DNA polymerase subunit gamma-2, mitochondrial
Exons: 2
Coding region: 23-997 (324 amino acids)
Source: RefSeq, a predicted model, not a curated record
AGAAAGAAAGUGAGUCUUAACAAUGAGUCUGGAGGCUGUACUGAAGACUGUCGGGUCGCAUUUCCUCAGUUUGUCUGAGCGGAUAUUCUUGUACGGACCCCAGGGCAAGCUGUUGCUGAGGAAUCUCGAGGAACACUGGUUCUCUCACUGCGUCACAAUGCCGCAUUAUAACGUGUUCCCAUGUGACACAAUCGCAGAUACAUUGCAGCAACUACGGAGCAACUCGAUGGACAUGCUGCCAUUUGCACUUGUCACACUGGGGACAUCCAAGAGCGUGUGGAACGAGUCUCUGCUGUCAGUGGGUAAGGUACCAUCCCACAGAAUCGCCAAGAUUAACGUGUUUGUUGAUGCAUCGGACUCGAAGGAUCUGCUGCAUAAGAAGCAAAGAGAGCGCAAAGUAUGGUGGCGCAAACUUGCUCAGCAUCCCUCGAGAUUCGUCCUCGCCGAGGCAAAGAAAACGAGGAAUCUGGAUGUGACGGAGAUAGAGGCGCAGUUUCCUUUUGGAAAUAUCAUCGUGGAAACAAUCACUCAUUAUCCCGGCGUACGCAAGUUGUAUCCUCAGACUGAAAAUAAUAAAGAUAAUGUUAUGGAUGUGCAUAUGGUUGAGCAUAUCGCUUCCAUGGAUUGGGGCUGCUUGGCAUUACUCUGUGAUAGCCAUAUGCUGGAUAAAUCAACUAGAGCGUAUAUUCAUCCUAAGUUAUGCCCAUACAAAAUCACGUUCCACAUAGGGAAACAGGAAAAUGAGACUGAUUCAGAUAUAGAAGACUUGAAUCGCUUUGUGCUAUACUUAAACAAUAUGCUUAGGACGAGAGGGAUCUCUACCAUAUUGACAAAUACAGAACAAAUCAUAGAAAUGUGCCUAAUACCGUACGUCGUGUCAGUGGAUAAGACUAGUCUUAAGAAUGGCGUUGUACAUGUAAAAAAUCGAUCAACGACGCUUAGUGAGGCAGUUCACAUUACUGACUUGGUAAAGUAUAUUAGUUUGCGUUCUUUUUGAAUUACCGUAGUGGUAGU